Kwoniella shivajii is the source of this 549-nucleotide messenger RNA. RefSeq lists its product as uncharacterized. NCBI's taxonomy places the organism in Eukaryota, Fungi, Basidiomycota, Tremellomycetes, Tremellales, Cryptococcaceae. The transcript is spliced from 3 exons. The record is from RefSeq and is a predicted model, not a curated record. Bases 1 to 549 code for a protein of 182 amino acids.
AUGUUAUCCUUUAUUCUCGUAUUAGCCACCCUGUUCUUACCCGUGAUCCGAUCUAUCCCUCUAACUUUCCCUAUCUCCUCAUCGACAGAUGUGUUGGGCAAUGUUGAAGUCCAAAUUGGAAGUUCACGGAACGGAUUUGCCACUCGUGCUCAAGAUGAAGAUAAGAAAGGUAUCAGUGGUGGUGCUAUUGCUGGUAUAAUCUCAUCGAUCGUAAUCAUCUCCCUAAUCGUCUUAUUCAUCUUCAUUCGUUCUCGACGUCCCUCUUCUCUUCAAACACAUAGACCAGGACCGCAACCAGGACCAGGAAUACACCAUUCUCCACCAGGGUAUACAUCACCUGCUCAGAAACUCUUUUAUCCCUCUCAAGGGAAUUAUCCUUCAUUGCCCAAAUACACAGGUCCAGACCCCUCUGCGGGAUAUCUCCCUUCGCCUUCAAUCAGAUUCCCCAUCUCAGCUUCUAUACACCCCUCCAGGAGAAGUUAUCACACUGGAAAUGCCUCAUCGUCAAAGGGAGUCAGGUUUGGUGAAGUGGGUGUUAGAGGGUAUUAG